Messenger RNA from Opisthorchis viverrini, 291 nucleotides. RefSeq lists its product as hypothetical. The record is from RefSeq and is a predicted model, not a curated record. The transcript has 2 exons. Bases 1 to 291 code for a protein of 96 amino acids. NCBI's taxonomy places the organism in Eukaryota, Metazoa, Platyhelminthes, Trematoda, Opisthorchiida, Opisthorchiidae.
AUGGCAGAUGGCGCUUAUGACCUUGACCUGAAUCGGUGGAGUGCCUUGGUGUCCGCCAACAAUGAACGCAACAGCAUUAUUACGAACAAGCGAGUGCAAGGGUUACAAGGAACCUCGAGCUAUUUAAAGGGCACUUUUGACAUUGAUCCAGGGUGUCUGAUUGGUGCUUGGAGAACACUCAUCGUCAUCGACCGUGUUUCUAUGGGAUGCCCGAACACUCAUCAUCGUCGAUCGUGCUUCUGUGGAGAGCCUAACACUCGUCGAACAUUGCUGAAUGGACUGAUUGAGUGA